GGGGCGCCACCGAGGAAGCGCCCACCAGGCUCCGGGGGCUGCCAGGCCCCGAACUGAGGAAGUUGACUGCCAGAUCACACUCUGUUGGCCCACGCAGAUAGAUUCCAUUCAUCCUUUCAAAUAUCUACACCAUAUUUGGGAUAACAUGCCAUCAUCUCACAUUGUGUUGAAAGAAGAAACCAGAAUGUUGGGGGCUGCUCAAAUAAUUAUUGGUCUGAUCCACUGUGCUCUGGGAAAAACCUGGAUACAUUUAUAUAUUAAUCAAUCUACUUCAUUUUCAACAAUCUAUUUGCCUAUAGUCUUUAUAUCAGGAUUCCCAUUUUUGGCAUCCUUAAUUUAUGUUAUAUCAGGAAUUUUUGCAAUAGUAGCAGAGAAGAAACCUUCACCAAGGUACCCAGUAACAGAGGGAGCAAAGCAAAUCUUAUCCUCAAAGAACUGCAGCUGCUUGUUAGAUCUGCCUGGUGGUUCCAUAGGGAAACUGCUCAGAGAACCUGCCUUUACCUUGCCUAAAAUAGAACUAUCCCAGAGCUCAGAAAAGUAGUCCAUUCAUCCUCUAUAACUGCUAUACAAUAUCUUUGUUAAAAUGCCAAGAAGAUUUAUCCUAAAAGAAGGCACCAAAGCAAUAGGGUUUUUAAGUUGUGGUAUUUCAACAGAAGAGUAAACGUCACUCAAGAAUUUUGCAUCCUCCUCUGGAAAAGUCAAGAGGAAUUUUCCAGAAAACUGCCUUCAAGCUUCAUCUGCACCAUCAGCUCUUCCAUAUCCCCAGCCUGCUGGCCCCACACUAUAAAUUUUGGACUUGCCAGCUAAAAUUUACA
Messenger RNA from Symphalangus syndactylus (siamang), 815 nucleotides. RefSeq names its product membrane-spanning 4-domains subfamily A member 8-like. Gene Ontology annotation, cellular component: membrane. NCBI's taxonomy places the organism in Eukaryota, Metazoa, Chordata, Mammalia, Primates, Hylobatidae. The record is from RefSeq and is a predicted model, not a curated record.